This is a messenger RNA of Protobothrops mucrosquamatus (brown spotted pit viper), 758 nucleotides long. RefSeq names its product nucleoporin Nup37-like. The transcript is spliced from 3 exons. Gene Ontology annotation, cellular component: nuclear pore outer ring. Gene Ontology annotation, molecular function: protein binding. Lineage: Eukaryota; Metazoa; Chordata; Lepidosauria; Squamata; Viperidae. The record is from RefSeq and is a predicted model, not a curated record. Bases 408 to 758 code for a protein of 116 amino acids.
GGUGAGGAACGAGCUGUAUGGGGCGAGGCUGUUGCAUACAGAAGUACUCGCUUCAGCCCGCUGUCUUCCAAGCCUGCCUUCCCCCGGGACUUUUGGGGUGAUCUGUGCACGGCCAAGCCGAGCUCAGUAGAUGCCGGUGAACUGCUAACCAAGAGUUUAGCUAAUACAAUCCGUUCCACAAUGUCUGAUUUUGCCAUCUCUUGCUUCCUUUACUAUGCACUGGUUGCACUGGUUGAAAUGUAGCUUCAAAUAUUUAAGGACUUAUAGUAAAAUGGAACAAUUAAGCUACCAAAGCUGCAGUUUCUCAGAUUAAGUUCUUAGCUGAAAAUGUGCAUGUAGAAUUCAGCAUUUAGAAUGCCUUUCUUACCCAACUACAGAAAGAAUUCUUCUGGUUCCUUCUACCAAAGAUGAAGCAGGAAGCUUUCCGAACAGCAGCCUAUACUGUGGAAUGUAAGGAUUAUGUGCAUGUGGUAGAAUUCAAUCCAUUUGACUGUGGCACUGCAGAAUCACUCAUUGCAUAUGGCGGCAAUAAUUACGUAGUUGUCGGGACUUGCAGAUUCCAGGAAGAAGAUACAGCAGUGGAAGGAAUACAGUAUAAAACUCUCAGGACUUUUCAACAUGAAAGCAGAGUUGAUGCCAUUGUGUGGAGCCCAGAAACUAGACUGGAUGCUGUACCUCCCCAUAUAAGGAAGAACCCUCUUCAUGAUAAAGCACUACAUUUGCACUCUCGUGUGCUUAAGCAACUGUCAUUAAUAUAA